CUCGGUAACGGCGCCUUGGCAGCGGGUGGGGCGACGGAGGGUACAGAGCCGCCGCCGGCCAAGCGAGCGGCGAUAGCGGGAGGGGCUGCCGGCGGGGCAGUUAGGGCAGCGGCGGCGGCGGCGACGGCGGUGGCGAAUGGGUAUUCCGAUGGCGCAGGGAGCUCUGAAGCUUCGGAGGCUGCUGUUCAAGCGCUGUUCACGGACAGCGAGCCAGCAGAUGAUGAUGACGAGGAGGAGGAGGCGGAGGGCGAGAAGCGGCAUGCGGGUGGAGAUCAGGCCAGCGGCGGCAGCGGUGACAAGGAGGCUGCUCCUGCUAAGAGUAGCAAGACCGCUGCAGGGGAAGCUAAGCAGUCGAGUCCCGACGGAGGCGCAGACGCGACGGUUGCUGCGGCGGCGGCGGAGGCGGCAGCAGCAGCGGGGACUGCUUCAGCUGCUGCCGGCGGGGCUGCCGGCGGUGGGGGUGACGGUACGGCAGAGGACCCGGGUGACGCACCGUACGGCGGACUGUUUGGAUCGGAUUCGGAAUCCGAGCUGGGACAUCUUGACGUCGUGCGGGAAGGGAAAAAGGUCAAACCCGGCGCUUCAGACACCCCAUUGGCACAGCCGCCGACAGCGGCGGCGGCGGCAGGUGCAGGUGCAGCGGCGACGGCGGCGGCGGGCAGUACGGCGAAAGCCUCCGCAGACGGCUCUCCUGCUACGGCGGAGGAGGCCGGCCGUGGCAACGGUGGUGGUAGCAGUGGUACCAACGGCGAUGCGGGCAAGCAGGAGCACAGGCCAGGGGCCCGGGAGCGUCGGGAGGGGGUACGGGAACGAGGCAAGGAGGAGGCACGUCGCAGCAAGCACAGCAGCCAGCCGGGCGAGCGGGCAGGCCGGGAGGCACGUCGCGAAACACGUCCACCCGAGAAACGCAAACGAAGCCGCAGCCGGAGCCGCAGCAGACAUGCUGACAAGCCCCGGAGUCACGAGGGCAGCACCGACCAUCAUCCCCGCCCUGCAGCCCCUCCCGCCCAGCAACAGGCCGCCGCCGACGCAGGAGGCGAGUUCGCACCUCCCUCCGCCGCGCUCUCCAACCCCGCCGCCUCCUGCUCCUCUGAUCCCCGCCAGCGGUUGCGUCAGCAGGUGCUUGCCUUCAUUCACGCCACCCUGGAGCCGCUGUACCGCGCCGGGUUGCUGGGCAAGGAGCCGUACAAGAGGGUGGCGGCCAAGACCAGUGAGCGGUUGAUGGCGGCGCAUCCGGAGGAAACAAACGCGGAGUGGUUGGUUCGGGAGCAUGCGCAGGUGAGCAAGUUUAUCAUGAAGGUGGUGGAACGGGAGCAGCAGCGGGAGGUGGAGCUGCAGCAGCAGCAACAGCAGGCGGAGCAGGGCACGCAGCAGCAGCAGCAGGAGGGACAACCGAAACAGGGCUUGUAGGGUUCUGUAGGGUUCGUAGGUAGCUUUGUAAAAGGCGCGAAUGGGCGUGUAAAGCGAUAGCAGGGCAGUAGAGGCGACAGAUGCGUAGGCAGCGUUGGUGUUAUGACACACGUGAGGUGCAGCAGGAGUCAUACGCAGGCCUGGUUGGGGCUCACAGUCUAAUCCAGGUGGAGGCCCAUCAUAUAGUCAUGUUCCAGUACGGUAGUGGUGCGCAAGUUAGGGCUACAUAUUAUACAGUAGACGGAGGUGACGAGCAGGGCUCUCUUCUUGCUGCUGGAGUUGCAGAAGUGCAGGAUAGUGGCAGUAACGUUGAUCACGCUACAGAGCAUGUAGGUGAAGCAGGUAGGUGUGUGCAUGUGCUUAUAAAGGCAGCGCGGCGACGACAAGAGCAGCAAUGCUGAGGCCGCGUUAGGUAGGGUUGGG
Messenger RNA from Astrephomene gubernaculifera, 1833 nucleotides. The record is from the annotation of a GenBank genome assembly. NCBI's taxonomy places the organism in Eukaryota, Viridiplantae, Chlorophyta, Chlorophyceae, Chlamydomonadales, Astrephomenaceae.